AUGACCUCCAAGCUUCUUGAUGAUCCCAAAUGCCCAGGUGAUGUUGAUUUUCAUAAUAGUGAUUGGGAUAUUAAGACAAUCACCAGCUCCUUAAAAUUCUACCUCAGGAAUCUUUCUGAACCUGUCAUGACCUAUAAGCUUUACAAAGAGCUGGUCUCUGCUGCCAAGUCUGACAACCUGGAUUAUCGGCUGGGAGCUAUUCACUCCCUGGUAUAUAAGCUACCAGAAAAAAACCGAGAGAUGCUGGAACUUCUGAUAAGACAUUUGGUUAAUGUGUGCGAGCACAGCAAAGAAAAUCUUAUGACUCCCUCCAACAUGGGGGUAAUCUUUGGGCCCACGCUGAUGAGAGCUCAGGAGGACACUGUGGCUGCCAUGAUGAACAUCAAAUUUCAGAACAUUGUGGUGGAAAUCCUAAUUGAGCACUUUGGCAAGAUCUAUUUAGGUCCACCUGAGGAAAGCACCGCACCCCCAGUGCCUCCACCUCGGGUGACAGCAAGAAGACACAAACCAAUCACAAUUUCAAAACGUUUGCUCCGGGAAAGGACAGUUUUCUAUACAUCUUCUCUGGAUGAAAAUGAAGAUGAAAUCCAAUUUCAAACACCUAAUGGAACUAUCAGCAGUAGCACAGAGGCCCCCAAGCUACUACAGCACCCAAAACUGCCUUUACAAAGAAGUGGAGAAACUGAUCCUGGGAGGAAGUCUCCAAGCAGACUUCCUUCAGAUAGCAAGUUGGAAACAUGCCCUGAGGUGGAUGUGGGAAAAUUGGCUUUUAGGUUACAGGAUGGAGGGACCAAGGCCAACCCAAAGGCCACUAAUGGACCCCUGCCAAGCUCUGGGCCUGCCAAAACUUCCUCAUUCCAUAUAAAGAGACCAGCUCCUCGACCUCUAGCUCAGCACAAGGAAGGAGAUGCUGACAGUUUCAGCAAAGUGCGACCUCCAGGAGAAAAACCAACCAUCAUCCGUCCCCCAGUGAGACCCCCAGACCCUCCCUGCCGAGCAGCUACUUCCCAGAAGCCAGAACCAAAACAAGAUGUUAUGGCUGGCAAUGCAGGGGAAAUUCCAUCAUCUGUGGUGGCUUCCAGGACCAGAUUCUUUGAAACAGCUUCCCGGAAGACAGGAAGUUCUCAAGGCAGACUUCCUGGAGAUGAAAGUUGAAGCCUCAGAUUUUAAAAGCCUUGGCCACAGGGGACCCACUCAAGGUUCUGAAAUGGUCUUAUUCAAACCCUUGUGUGCUGAGUCAUUUUAUGCUGAAGAGCAGCUCCUUCCUGGCCCUGCACCUUUAGGUUCUGGAAAGCCAUUAAAUAAGGAGCACAUGUCCUAGAUACUCAUUAAUUUUUCCUUUGUACUAUGUCAUCAUCCCUUCAGAAGGUCUAUCUUGAGUUCCUAUAGCACUGUGAAUGGCUGGACUCCUACAAGCCAGACUUUGCCAAAACCAAGAUAUCCACUGACCUGAGGUAAAGAGGGGAGUCCAAGUUUGAACUCUUCACUGAACUUCCUGCUUCCUCAAAAGACCAUCAAACUCUGGAAGAUUUGGGGCUAAAGACUAAUCUCAGGGAUCUUACCCUGAACUUUAGUUGGGGCCAUUUCCUACCUUAGUUGAAGGGGAGAAGGAAUGCUUGCUGAACAUUGAAGAAUCCGUGUCUCUUGCUGAAGAUAUGGACAGCCAUGCCAAGUUCGCACUCUGGCAUUACAACAUGUUGCCAAGGGCUGUCUUCUCCUGUGGUGCCACAUAGCAUGGGUGAUGCCUCCACAACUUCUCUAUGUGGACUUGAGAAGGCAGCCUUCUUGCUUUUACAUAAAACUGCUUAAGAAAAUUUUGUAAAGCACA
Molecule: messenger RNA, 1828 nt
Organism: Tupaia belangeri chinensis (Chinese tree shrew)
Lineage: Eukaryota; Metazoa; Chordata; Mammalia; Scandentia; Tupaiidae
Product: oligophrenin-1
Exons: 11
Coding region: 1-1155 (384 amino acids)
Biological process (GO): synaptic vesicle endocytosis; regulation of synaptic transmission, glutamatergic; negative regulation of proteasomal protein catabolic process
Cellular component (GO): dendritic spine; actin cytoskeleton; terminal bouton
Molecular function (GO): GTPase activator activity
Source: RefSeq, a predicted model, not a curated record